Solanum dulcamara is the source of this 1298-nucleotide messenger RNA. RefSeq names its product metacaspase-1-like. Bases 104 to 1183 code for a protein of 359 amino acids. Gene Ontology annotation, molecular function: cysteine-type endopeptidase activity. The record is from RefSeq and is a predicted model, not a curated record. Lineage: Eukaryota; Viridiplantae; Streptophyta; Magnoliopsida; Solanales; Solanaceae. The transcript has 5 exons. Gene Ontology annotation, biological process: proteolysis.
CUUGACCUCUGUCUUAUCUCUCUAUUCUCCUUUUUUCAUAAGAAACAAUAAUCUUGAACAAACAUCAUUACUCUUUUCAUUUUCUUAAUAUUUUUUUGAAAAUAUGGUGAAGUUUGUGGAGUGUACCAAUUGCCACACAACCUUACAACUCCCUAAUGGUGCUCAGUCAAUACGCUGCGCAGUCUGCUCCGCAGUGAUGACUGACACAACCGGACCUCGGAGGAGGACCCAAUUAUCAUCGUACAUGAAUAACUAUUUCCUUAUGUCCGGCCACGGGAGACCCGCGGCCGAACAGAGGAUUCAACCCCCUCCAGCUUUUGGCCGGAAGAGGGCUUUGAUUAUUGGAAUUACAUAUAAAAAAACUAAAUAUGAGCUCAAGGGAUGCAUCAAUGAUGCUAAAUGUAUGAAGUAUUUGCUUGUCAAUCGAUUCAAGUUUCCUCAAGAAUCUGUUAUCAUGCUCACUGAAGAAGAAAGAGAUUCACACAGAAUUCCAACUAUACAAAACAUAAGGCAGGCAAUUUACUGGCUUAUGCAAGGUGUUCAAGCAGGGGAUUCUCUGGUGUUCCAUUUUUCUGGUCAUGGCUUACAAAAAAGGAGCUACACUUCAGAUGAAAUUGAUGGUUAUGAUGAAACACUUUGCCCCUUGGACUAUGAAACAAAAGGAAUGAUUGUUGAUGAUGAACUAAAUGCAACACUUGUUAGGCCUCUUCCUCGCGGUGCUAAGCUUCACGCCAUCAUAGAUGCCUGUCACAGUGGUACUAUGCUAGAUUUACCAUUUUUUUGUAGGAUGGACAGAACUGGACGAUAUGUGUGGGAAGACCAUCGUCCUCGAUCAGGAGUAUGGAAAGGAACAAGUGGAGGAGAGGCUAUAUCUUUCAGUGGUUGUGAUGAUCAUCAAAAAUCAGCAGAUACAAAUAGUUUGUCUAAGGUCAUGUCAACUGGUGCAAUGACCUUCUCUUUCAUCCAAGCAAUUGAGCGCGGACAAGGAACUACUUAUGGAAGUAUUCUGAAUGCAAUCAGAUCUUCCAUCCGCAGUUCUGAUAGUGAUUUAGGAAGCAACAUCACCAGUUCUCUUCUCACAAUGCUAAUUACCGGGGGAAGCUCUGGCUUUGGGAUGAGACAGGAGCCCCAGUUGACUGCUAAUGAGCCAUUUGAUGUGUACACCAGAAAGUUUUCACUAUAACAUCUUAAGCAAUCUUACACACCUCCUGCUUUCAUAUAGUUUGGGUGCAUAGAUACCGAUUGAAGUUAUCGGAGAGAGAAAUAAAGUCUUACUAUCAAUUCCUUUUGAAUAAGGC